Somion occarium is the source of this 2219-nucleotide messenger RNA. NCBI's taxonomy places the organism in Eukaryota, Fungi, Basidiomycota, Agaricomycetes, Polyporales, Cerrenaceae. The record is from the annotation of a GenBank genome assembly.
UAAUGAGCUUGGACUGCAACUAUGAGGCAUGUACAACUAAUGAAAACAUACCCUACCGGUAGGGUACCGCGUCCAGCGUUGUAGUUCGAAUCGUAAACCUCUUCAAGAUGACGUGGGAAGAAUCACCAAAUUAGUAUACUCGCAUAGCGUCGCGUAAGGUCGCGUAGCGGACAUGCGUGACAAUACACUCACAACUUGUUCCGGGCACCUCCCCAGCGAAAAAUAACGCAACUGCACAACGUGAGUGAUGAAACUGCAUCUCAUGAGCGAGCAUCGAAGACCUCUUGACAUCGCCAGAAUUGCAUACUCUGUUGACUUCAAAUUCAAAAGAUGAGCAGUCAGACCAAGAAGCGGAAGUUGGCAAUGGAAACCGACCACCGUACCUUCAUGUCGUCUUUAAAGGAGGCAUUUCCGGACACCACAAGGUUCCAGCGCAUUGGUACACAGCCUCUUGCGUCCUCCGAUGCUCUGUCUGCGAUUGAGCGUGACAUAGCAGAUGUUGAAAAUCUUCUUCAGGAGACGAUUAAUACGUUCCAUGGUUCCCUUGUGCACCUCCGUUCGCGACGCAACAACGCUGUGACUGUGAACAUUCUUCCGGACGAAAUCCUCUGUGCGGUAUUCGAGACGGCCAAUGAUCAAGGCUUCGACCACAAAACCACUUUGGCAAUUUCCCACACAUGCGCACGGUGGCGUUCCGUGAGCCUGGCCGACGCGUCGUUUUGGUCAUGCAUUGAUAUGAAUGCCAUUCCUUUGAAGCUCGCCAAAUUAUAUCUGGAACAGAAUACGAUAAUCCCUCGCUCCCUGGUAUUCAUAUGUGACGGUUACGAAGACCCAGUCUUAGAAAAGGCCAAGCUUUGUGCAGACAUCACAGUAUUUGCAAGGGAGCUGGUGCUCUGCACGAGAAUCCCGAUCUCCUGGCUGGCCCCUCCCUCAGAAGCUCCGUUCCUCGAGAUCUUUACACUAGACGGCAUAAACAUCAGGAACUCAGGUCCGAUAAUCUCAGAUCCAUUUGCGUCCUAUCCCAGGCUGCACAGCUUGACUUUGCGUGAAGUGCUGUUACCCAAGCACUCGUCCGCAUACAGAGGUCUUCGAGAAUUGAGCAUCGAAGUUUGCACAACGGCAUCUGAGAAGUUUAACUUCUUUUCUCUCCUAUCAGCCUCUCCUGAUUUGCAGGUACUGAAUCUCUCCAUACGGGAGAUGGAUAAUGUAUUUGAGAACCUUGCCGAGAACGAGUGGCUCAAGCUAACGCAGCUUCGUAGCUUGUCGCUAGUCCUUCCCAUCGUCGAGAUCAACGAAGUGCUCUCUUCUUUGGAGAUCCCGCCUGGUUGCAGGAUGGACCUAAGGGUCCCCCCAACGUGCAUGACCACAGAGAAGGCAUCUUUAAUCGACUUUUUCCCCGUGGAUCCACGCUUCCUUUCUCGCCUUCAGGAUUCAUACAAGCUUUGCAUCAAGUCCCGUUAUUCCCAAGCGAUAAUCUAUAAAUCAGAGUCCCCACGUUCAUUCCCAGAAAGCCUCCCGCGGGUGGAAAGCCUGCCAUUCAUCACCCUUUCUUCGGUUGGAAAUAUCUUCGACUCCACUAGUAUCAUUGGCCUUCUUCAGCUGCUUUCAUCUCUUCAAGACCUUGAGCUUGGCUCAUGCAGUGCAUACAGCGCCUCCGAUAUCAUAAUAUUCAUGAAGUUGGUCCCCGCUUUACGACGGCUUCGCAUUGAUUGGUGUCCCAUUGAGCUCUACAAGACACUAACGACCCUGGUCGAAUAUUCCCCUACACCAUUCCUUCCCCGGCUUUCCCAUAUCGUCCUGUGCCAUUCCAAGAUAAACACAUCGUUGACUGCUCUAUGUCGCAGCCUCGAGAAACAACUGUGCAGUAUUCAACUUGUAGGGUGCAGAUUUGAAACAAUGACGGAAGAGGAGCGAAUCCUGGGAGAACUACAAGGACUGGACAUACUGGAAGUGAUGUCUUCUAACGCCACGUACAGGAAACGACUUUGAGGCUUGGAAUCCAGGAAGCUCUGCUAGAACAAGUAUAGCUUAUCUCAAAUUCUCACUUAACUCACAAACGAGAGCGAUAGCACCCACCAUGUAGAUACCCUUUCGAAUCGAAGCCUAAUCUGCCGUCAAAGACACGCGGGGUUUACUUUAAAGUGUCUUCAAUGUGAAGUAGCUUGGUACGCGUGUUUGAACGAUUGGCUCGGCAACGGAAUGAAGUUUUGAGUCAAUCC